AUGUCUUGUCUUGUUCUUCUUGCCGUCGUGUCGUUCCAUCAUUCACUUGCUGAUACUGUCCUUAGAGGCAAUGUCUUGUUUGAUGCCCUUGGGCGGUUUUUUUUGUUUUUGCUGCCACUGCCUGCUGCUUGUUCAUUUGCCACCGUGUUACAUAGACCCACCAAAGCAGAAAGGAUACUGGCUAAUAUGAAUACUGGCUUGUUCAAAAAGCUCUGAGCAUUGCUGUCCGUGAUAUCCCUGCUGCACAUACCGAUGUUUUUUAUGACUCUUCA
Zychaea mexicana is the source of this 272-nucleotide messenger RNA. RefSeq lists its product as uncharacterized. The coding region runs from base 1 to 216 and encodes 71 amino acids. The record is from RefSeq and is a predicted model, not a curated record. The transcript has 2 exons. NCBI's taxonomy places the organism in Eukaryota, Fungi, Mucoromycota, Mucoromycetes, Mucorales, Lichtheimiaceae.